Solanum tuberosum (potato) is the source of this 867-nucleotide messenger RNA. RefSeq names its product LOB domain-containing protein 4-like. NCBI's taxonomy places the organism in Eukaryota, Viridiplantae, Streptophyta, Magnoliopsida, Solanales, Solanaceae. The coding region runs from base 243 to 752 and encodes 169 amino acids. The record is from RefSeq and is a predicted model, not a curated record. The transcript has 2 exons.
UUCUUUCCCUUUUCACAUUUCAAGUUAGUAUAGCGGGAAUUUAGUGUAUCGAACUGUCUUUAAUUGAAACUUUUGUGUACAUGAAGUUAGAAUUUUUAACAAACUUUUGUUAGAUUAAAAUGGUGCAUAGAUUAGUUUACAUGCGCACAUUUCGACUAUUUUAUCAAUAAUAUACAUGUUAUUUUCUAUCCGCAUAAGUAUAUCGAGUGAUUCUGUCCAUAAAAUUUUACGAGUUUUGUAGUAUGAAGGAGAGUGGUGGUAGAAAACAAGGUGCAACUUCUCCAUGUGCAGCUUGUAAAUUGUUAAGGAGAAGAUGUACACAACAUUGUGUUUUUUCACCUUAUUUUCCAGGUGAUGAACCACACAAGUUUGCAAGUGUUCAUAAAGUAUUUGGAGCUAGCAAUGUAAACAAGAUGCUUCAGGAAUUGCAAGAAUAUCAACGAGGAGAUGCAGUGAGUUCAAUGGUGUAUGAGGCAAAUGCAAGAAUGAAAGAUCCAAUUUACGGUUGUGUUGGAACUAUUUCAUCUUUACAACACCAAAUUGAAUUUCUACACAAACAAUUAGCAAUUGCACAAGCUGAGCUAGUCCACAUGAAGAUGAAACAAUUCUCAUCCAUGUCCGGUGGCGCCGGCACCGCCACGAACUUGCUGGGAAACGUGUGGUCACCGCCAUCUCGACCCUUGUCGUCAGAGGUCUAUUCAGGAUUUGAAGUUUAUGGCUUCCUACAACAACCUCAAAUUAAUAUAUUAUAGUCCACAAUCAUAGAUUUUUCUUAAUACAUGUAUAAGGCUUGAAUAUAAUUUACUAUGUUUACGUGAAUCUGUAGUUAACAAGCCAAUAUUGAGGUGCCAUUAUAUUGUGGUAGUA